AUGUAUCAUCUGGCCAAGUCUCUAUACCUCUACGCUACCAGCAAAGAGGAAUACUCAGUCCUGCUACUGGGGUUAGACAACGCGGGGAAAACUACGCUCCUAUCGCAAAUCAAGGCCCUCUAUCUGCCCCGUCCCGAUGGCGCCCCUGCUCCCAACCCAGGCAAAACCGUGCCUACGGUCGGCCAGAAUGUCGCCACGAUUUCAUUACCGGACAUGUACCUGAAGAUCUGGGAUGUGGGCGGUCAAAUCUCGAUGCGAAAUCUGUGGCAGAGCUACUAUUCGAGUUGUCACGCCAUCAUCUUCGUCGUUGAUAGUACGGACGUAGGACAAGAUCCAGACAUCACCCGUCUACCCUCGAACCGGAGACCCGGCUCGUUGUCGGGCCCAUCCGUGCUUGGAAGCGACGCCGUUACCGAAGAAAUGGCGGGGAUCAAUGCGCCGGGGAGCGAGUUUGGGCGGCUGGACGAGUGCCGCCAGGUACUGGAAUCGGUGUUACAGCACUCUGAUGUGGCUGGAGUACCUAUUCUAGUGCUGGCCAACAAGCAAGAUCGGGAAGAUUGCGUUGAAGUUGUCCGCAUCAAGGAGGGGCUUGUGCGCAAGGUCUUUGAGGGUGAAUCCGGAGGCGGAGUGCGCGAUAGUCGCGUGUUGCCUGUCAGUGCCUUGAUGGGUACAGGAGUUCGGGAAGCAGUCGAAUGGGUCCAGAGCCGAGUCAAGUGGAAUAAGGAGGGACGACCUCCCAUCAUGAAAUGA
Aspergillus thermomutatus is the source of this 750-nucleotide messenger RNA. Its product is annotated as ADP-ribosylation factor family protein. Gene Ontology annotation, cellular component: Golgi apparatus. Gene Ontology annotation, molecular function: GTP binding; GTPase activity. The transcript has 2 exons. The record is from RefSeq and is a predicted model, not a curated record. The coding region runs from base 1 to 750 and encodes 249 amino acids. NCBI's taxonomy places the organism in Eukaryota, Fungi, Ascomycota, Eurotiomycetes, Eurotiales, Aspergillaceae. Gene Ontology annotation, biological process: Golgi to plasma membrane protein transport; intracellular protein transport; protein localization to organelle.